Molecule: messenger RNA, 4957 nt
Organism: Mauremys mutica (yellowpond turtle)
Lineage: Eukaryota; Metazoa; Chordata; Testudines; Geoemydidae
Gene: NEDD1
Product: NEDD1 gamma-tubulin ring complex targeting factor
Exons: 15
Coding region: 171-2177 (668 amino acids)
Biological process (GO): microtubule nucleation; mitotic cell cycle
Cellular component (GO): centriole; spindle pole; pericentriolar material
Molecular function (GO): gamma-tubulin binding
Source: RefSeq, a predicted model, not a curated record
GCAGCCAAUCGGAGAGGGCCGCGGGGCGGGGUCUGAGCGCUGUCGGGCCAGGCGCCUGUUACCUGGGCAGCGGCUCCCUCCCGCUGAGCCGGGCGAGCCGGCUCCCCCGGCCAGUCCCCUCUGCGGUCCGCACCGGCCAUCGGUUCGCCGGCAGGUCUAUAGGUGCAGCCAUGCAGGAAAGCAUCCGUUUUGCUUCAUCAGGAGAUGAUAUUAAAAUAUGGGACUCCUCAUCUAUAACAGUGGUGGAACAGUUCAACCCACAUACUUCGCAUUCAGUCAAUUCACUAUGUUGGGGCAAUAAUAAUAAUUUCCUGGUCACUGCGUCUACCAUCGGUGAUAAAAUAGUUGUUUCAAGCUGUAAGGGUAAACCUGUUCCACUUUUUGAACUAGCUGAAGGGGCAAAACAGACAUGUGUGAGCUUAAAUUCCAGUUCUAUGCAUAUUGUCAGUGGAGGCCUUGAUAACACUGUUAAAAUCUGGGAUUUAAAGUCUAGAAGACUUCAUCGAUGCCUUAAGGAUCAUAAAGAUGAAGUAACUUGUGUAACAUUUAAUUGGAAUGAUUGCUACAUUGCUUCUGGAUCUAUGAGUGGUGAAAUUAUUCUACAUAAUGUUACUACCAAUUUAUCCAGCACUCCCUUUGGUCAUGGUAGCAGUCAGCCUAUUCGACACUUGAAAUAUUCUUCCUUUAAAAAGUCUCUAUUGGGCAGUGUGUCUGACAGUGGAACUGUAACGCUGUGGGAUGUAAAUAGUCAAAAUCCAUACCAUAAUUUUGAAAAUGCUCACAAAGCUCCAGCCUCAGAAAUCUGCUUUUCUCCUGUCAAUGAGUUGCUACUUGUCACCAUAGGUUUGGAUAAAAGAAUCAUUCUCUAUGACACGUCAAGUAAAAAACUACUGAGAACUCUGGUAGCUGAAUCUCCUCUGACAGCAGUAGAUUUUAUGCCCGAUGGCACUACUCUGGCUAUUGGCUCUUCCCGUGGAAAAAUUUACCAUUAUGAUCUAAGAAAGCUGACAUCACCAGUAAAAACAGUCAGUGCUCACAAAACCUCUGUGAAGUGUAUACGCCUUCAGUACAGUAGCACUUGUUCAAAGUCCAGCUUUAAUAAAUGUUCUUCAAAUAAACCAGCAUCCAAAAGAACAGAUGUUAAAGCAAGUAGUAAUGUUGGAGGAAUUCAGAAUACUGGCAUAAUCAAAAAUCUUACCUCUAACACACCAAUUACAGUUUCACCCCAGCCCAUGUCAACAAUUGAGAGUAAAGGAGCAGAUGUUGUUCAGGACAAAACAGGUUUUCCUCGUAGCGGCAGCAUGGAUGUAAUUCUAUCUAAAGAAACAGAUCAUGGGAAGAGUGCCAAUAUGACUAACUUUGAUGAUCUGGGACGAGAUAGUUUGGGUGACAUGUUCUCUCCAGUCAGAGAUGAUGUUGCAGUUUACAAAACAAAUGAUGAUCUUCCAGGAAAAGGAGAUGGUUUGGAUUUUCAGCCCUACUUUCCUGGUUUGGAUUUCCUCCCCCAAUUCAACACUGUGUUUCCCAUAAAAAGAAACACAGUAGGUGCUUGCAUGCAAGGGACACGUUCUAGCCCAUUACAUGCAUUUGUGGGCUCUCCUAUUAAAGAAGAAGAAGAGCAUCCAAAUCAAGAUGCUGAAGCUACAAAAAUAAAUAUUGGAAAACAGGAAUCUAGAGAACCCUUGAAACAGCUUUCAAAAUUGAGCUCAUCGAAUGCUGAGUCUGGACAUUCAAAUACUCCACCUUUGCCCACUGUAAUCAAGACUCCGGAAGCAAAUGAGAGGCUAGGGAAGAAUAUUCAGGCACUCUUGAUGUCCGAUUCACCAGUAAAUGGUACUACCUCAGCAACUCCAAAGAUAACUUCCUCUGUCACUGCGGGAGUUGCCAGUUCAUUAUCUGAAAAAAUAGUAGACACCAUUGGAAGUAAUAGACCAAAUGCACCAUUGACAUCAGUUCAAAUUCAUUUCAUUCAAAAUAUGAUACAGGAAACACUAGAUGAUUUCAGAGAAGCAUGCCAUCGAGACAUUGUGAAUUUGCAAGUGGAGAUGAUUAAACAAUUCCAUAUGCAGUUGAAUGAAAUGCAUGCCUUGCUUGGAAGAUACUCUGUAAAUGAAAGCUUAGUAGCUGAAAUUGAGAGACUACGAGAGGAAAACAAAAGACUAAGGACCCACUUCUGAAAGGUCCACACCAAGCUUAUUUUCUUGGCAUGAACAUAAUGAAUUUUGUACUUUAACCUUCAAGAUGUCAUCUGCCGAACACUGAAGUCGUGUAUGAAGACCAGUAUUGUUUUCUUGAACUCGGAAAACCUCUUCUUUUAAAUAAAUGUUAUAAGACACAAUACUUAACUGUAAAAUUUUUAACAGAGAUAAAUCUGCACUAAUAACCUCUGUAAAGAAUGUGUUCGUAUCUUUAUGGUAAACUGACUUGAAAUACAUGUGUUGUCUAACAGGAUAAGUAUUUUAUCAGAGCUUUAGCUGUCCAUGAAGUGCCUUUUAUAAAUGAAAAGGAAACAGGACAAAUGUAUUUUCCAUAAGAAUUUUUUAUAUAUACCUACUGUCAGAACUGUGUAGACUGACGCAUUAUUUUACACUUUUGUCAGCAGCAGUUUAUUUUAGCUUCAGUAUUUCGACUAUUUUUGUGAAAAACUAUAUUGUUUUCAGUAUAAUAUUUGGAGUUUUGUUUCUGCAUAGCUGGGAAAAACAGGGAAUCUACUAGUAAUUAUUUGAUUAACGUGCAGUUAUAGAUAACUCAAAACUUUUUCUAUAUGGAGCAAAACUUGGGUUCAGUCUUGGAAAUAUUAAUGAAUAUGAUAUCAUCCUCUUGCUUGUGGGUUUUUUAAAAUGUUUUUUAUGAGAAAUGUGUGCUCUUCUGCCACUGAUUCUUCCUCUCCCAUUGCUCCUCUCCCCCUUCCCCCCGCUUAUAAAUGUUAAAUUUUAGGAUGAGUUUUUGUUAAAAUUUAGUUGUGUAAACUAGAAUCCUUUCACUUACAUAAGUAUGAAUAUUUACAUAAUUUAAUGGCAUAUUGAGUAACUUACCCAGUUUCAUUGAAUAUAACUUAUAGCCUUUGAAAUGUUCUGUGUGAACACACUUAACCAGUAGUACUGUUUACCACUACUGUAACUUUCUUUUGGCCAUGCUGAAUACCAAAUUAAUUCAUUUGUCUUAGCUAUAAGCUAACAUGGCUGCAUGUGUGACGCCAGUACUGACUGUUAGUUCAGCAGUAUAACACUGCCAGGCCUAUUCGUGCAGUCCUUAGUGAGGCAAAAUAUCUGAAGUGAAAUCCUGGCCCCUUUGAAGUCAAUGGGAGUUUUGUCACUGACUUCAUUGGGGCCAGGGUUUCGCCCACAGUCUCACCAGUGAAAGUGUUGCCUCAGCAAGGGCUGAUUAGGCUCUGCUACAAGUGCCUUUUGCAGAUGAUGAUCUGAAGAUCUUAAGAUACCCACAACCAUUACAUGAUGUUCCAGUUGAAAAGAAGAUUUCAAAAAAGAAAAUACUGAGAACACAGAGUUCAUUAGCUACAACAUGUAACGUUUAUCUCCAGCAUGACAUUCUUCCAAUAAAUGAAAAAGCCAUGACAAAACACUGUCUGUCACUUUACUUAAAAUAAUACAUUGCAAAGUAUGAAACAUGCAAGAAAACUAUUUGAAUCUUGUCACCAUCUUUAACGUGAUUUUUUUAAAAGAGGGAAGCAUAAGGGAGUGGCUCCUGUAUUUUUUUACAAGCUAAUUACUUAUUUUUUUCUUGUAAAAAAUUGAAUAAUAUUGGUGUAACCUUCAACAUUAUGAUCAGGACUUGAAUAUCAGUUUGUAGUUUAUUGCUACCAUGUUCAAAAGAGCUUUUAAAAAGUGUUUCUAUAUUGAGUUGAAUUCAAGGAAGCAGAAUAAAUUAAACUUAUUUUUAGUAAUUUAAUGCAAAUGUACAGAUAACAGUAUUUUGUAAAACUUUUGUAAGUUUAUAGAAUGAGUAAGCAAUUUCUGACACUCAAAUUACAAGCCACAAACUUGUGGAAAAAGAUGGUGGUUAAAAGUAUGGCAAAUCUUUCACAGUUCUACAGCAUGCAUUGUUAAGCUGAUGUAGCACCCAAACAUGCCCAGACUCUGUUCCCAAGGCUUUCACACCAGAAUGGCCAUAAAAUAGCAGGGAGUUGAAAGAGCAUCCUAAGUAUUUGUCUGCAGAUGUCACCAAGACUUCUACUUUUUGAUUUCAGAACCUUAGGUAAGCUUUUGAACAAAGGACAUCGCAACAACAGUGAUUGAAGGAAGAAAAGGUUUUGACCUUUUGUCCUGGGGCUUGUUUCCUUAUCUCAAGAUUUAUGUGGCACUGGUGACUGGUAGAGACACUCCAGCAAUCCUGAUAGCCCCUAGGGGGGCAAAUAGCAUGUUUUACUUGUACACAGAUCUGAACUGUAUUUUAAAAUAAAAUUGUUUAUUUUAACUCUUAGAACAAAGCACUUGUGGUAACAGUUUUUUUGAAUAAUGAUGCAGAAGUGUGUCUGAGUCAGGAAGAAGACUGCAAACUAGGGACGGGCCACGUCUUAUGGAAGAUUCUCAGCUCCAGAAGUCUCAUUGAAUCCCACCUUGGAAUCCCUUGUUGAGUCUAGCUUUGCAGUAUCUCCCUCUACUUUUGAAUGUGGCAGCCAUCUAAAGGAAGUGGUGUUAUGGAAAUGUUCCAUUUAUGCCAUGUGAUUCUGGAGUAAUAGAUAUAUCUGACUUGGAAAUGAGUAUGAUUAUGACAGGAUCGGUGGCCGUUGCUGAAGAGCACUUUCAAAUAAAUGUUUUUGAGAAAGGCAGAGUGCAUGUUCUCUACCCCCGUUCUCAGGUACUGGUGAGUCUGGGAUCCUGGACUCUCCUCCCUCCUGUGCAGUCAUUUCCUGGACUCGUAUACGCUUCCUCUUUCCUCCCUCUUUGAAAAAUAAACAGUUUAAUUUUUUCCCUUGUCUUGGUUUAUAGCAAGAUAG